GAUUUUUUCUUUUUUCGGCUUGAUGUUUUCGUUUGGUUGCUCAGAAAAUGAAGGAAAAAGGGAAUAAAAAAAAAAAAUGAUUCUCUUUCGUUAGACAAAUAUCUGGUGGCUUUUCUACUUGUGUUUUAGAAUUUGUUGUUAUUUGAAGAAUUGAUGUGUUUUUUCUGUGUGAUGUUUUUGUUUGGUUGCUGAGAAAAUGAAGGGUAGAAGAAAAAUAAAUGUUUCUCUUUCGUUAAACAAAUAUGUGGUGCCUUUUUCUACUUUCGUUCCUAGAAUUUGUUGUUAUUUGAAGAAUUGAUGUUUUUGUCCGAUUGCUGAGAAAAUGAAGGAAAAACGAAAAAUAAAUGUUUCUCGUUCGUUAGACAAAUAUCAGGUGCCUUUUCUACUUGCGUUUCUAGAUUUCGAUUGGAUAUUCUGUUUUCAUGCGUAUUUUUUUGUGAUUUUAUAAUUUGUUAUUUUCAAUGGAUGGAUGUGUUUUGCGGCUUGAUGUUUUGUUUAUACGGUAAUUUUUCGCCGAGAAAAUGAAGGAACGGAAAACAAAUGGUUACGGGCGACAGGUUUAUACGAUUAUCGUUUUGUAGUCGUCCUGUUUGUUCAAUUUUUUGUCUGCAGAAGACGCGAUGAUCAUCCAGUUGAUCUUCAUUGCUUAGGCGUUCUCUUAAAAUCCCAGAAGAACAAUCCUUAUACUUACAUCAAAGACAAAUAUGGGCUUGUUUCUAAUCUUGUUGCGGGUCUUCAAUUGCCAAGUGAGGAGAUUCGAGGGGAGAUCAUGUUUGUUCUAUACAAAGUGUCUGUUCUCCAGAAUGCAUCAGUGGAUAGUGAAGGAAUUGAUCUUUUGUUUUCCUUUUGCCCUAAGCUUUUGCGCUUGUCACUGGAAGCCCUUAUAAAGACCCAAAGCGAUGAUGUCCGGUUGAAUUGUGUAGCGCUUUUAACAGUGCUGGCUCAACGAGGGUUUUUUGGAAAUUCAUAUUCAACCGAUUCAAGUAGCAUGGAUUCCUGUGAAGAUGAAACUAAUAGAACGCCUUUGAAUAACUUAUUUGCUGAGGCCAUAAAAGGCCCGUUGCUUUCAACAGACAGCCAAGUCCAAAUCAGCACGGUAGAUUUGCUGUUUCAUUACAUGUCUUGUGAAUGUGCUUCAGGCAAAGAGAUCCAAAUCUUGGUGGAAGAAAACAUUGCAGAUUAUGUAUUUGAAAUCCUAAGAUUGUCAGAAUGUAAGGAUCCAGUGGUCAACCCUUGCCUUCAGGCUCUUGAUCUUUUAUCAACUGCUAAGCAAGCAUUCAAACAGAGGCUUGUUGUUGGAUUUGCAACUUUGAUUCCAGUACUGCAAUAUGUAGCUGGAAUUCCUUUUCAUCCUGGUCAAAGUCAGACACUGAAGCUCAUAUGGAACUGUGUUUCUGAUUGCCCUGGAAUGGCAUCUGCUUCUCAUGUAAAGGAGCUGGUUCUUAUUUUGACAAAGAUGCUUCAAAAGCAUACUGAUGGAGAGAUGGGAAUGAUUCCAGAGACGUUUAUAAUGGCUUGUUCAGUCUUUGUGGCUCUUACAAAAUCUCCCUCUUCUCAUGGAACUUUGGGUCUAACAACAUCAAUUAAGGAAGCAUCCCAAAAUGCAGUUUUAUCUUGUCUAAGUGCCUCCCAAAAAAAUCCCAGCUUACUUUUGCAUUCACUCUACCUGCUUAAAGAAGCAUAUGUCUAUGGCUGUGAAGAGAAUUCCACCAACUCCAGUACUAAAGAACUACAAAAUUGCAUUGUGGAUGUAUGCACGACACAUCUAUUACCUUGGCUUGCAACCAAUUUUAAUGAAAUGGAAGAGGAAAUUAUCCUGGGUGUACUGGAAACUUUUCAUUCAAUAUUGCUUCAGGAUUCUGAUAUACAAGCCAUAUUAUUUGCAGAGACCCUGGUUGCAUCCUCUUGGUUCAGUUUGUCCUUUGGAUGUCUAGGUUUAUUUCCUACUGAAAAGAUGAAAUGUAGAGUAUAUUUGAUGCUUAGUUCACUAGUGGACCUUAUUCUUGGAAAUGAUUCUGGGCAACCCAUUAGAGAUAACGUUUUACAUCUACCAUCUGAUCCCAUUGAUUUGCUCUUUCUUCUUGGGCAAAAGAGCUCCCAUAAUUUGGAAUUUUCAUCUUGUCAAUCUGCUGUUUUGACAAUUUUGUAUACUGCUUCUUUAUAUGAUGAAAGACUUGCAGAUGAUAAGGUGGUGUUAUCUUCUUUGGAACAAUAUAUUCUUGCCAAUAGUAGUGACUUUCAACAUCGGUCCACUUGUUCAUCUACGGUGAUGAGACUUGUCUAUCUUUAUGGCCUUUAUAGGGGCCUUGCCAAGGUAACCUACCAAAUCCUCUACAGUCCAGAAGCAGAGAGGAUCCUAUUCCAGCUACUGAAUGAAACAGAAUGGGAUUUACCUUCUGCUAGAAUUCAUCCGAUAUCAUUAAAAUGGUUGUUCCAACAGGAGAAGAUUUGCAAGCCAUUGUCUGAUCAGAUUCUGAAAUUCUGCAGAAGUAAUAUUUCAAAUUGUUCUACCAUCAAGGACCAUGGAAAGAAUUGCACUGUAAAUGUACAAGCAUUAGCACAGUUAGUAGCAGCAGGAGAUAAUUAUGGGGCAACACUUUUAGUAUGCUUAUUGACACAGAUGGUCAAGGAAGAAGUUCGAGAGCAUGAGAUAAUUUCUUUAAUUAAUCUCAUGACUACUAUUAUUGACAUUUUCCCAGCUGCCUCAGAUCAAUUAAGCUUGCAUAACAUAGCGAAUGCAAUUCAUACUUUUUAUUAUGAAUCAAGCCAUGAAAAGUCGUCACAAAUAUCCAUGGCCAUGCUAGUUUUGAUUUAUGACAUAUUAUGUUCAGUGCAUCCUGAAACUCUUUCUGAUGAUGAGACCUGGCUGGCAGUGACAAUAAAGUUGAUGGACUAUGUCAACACCGAGGCUGUGGACAAGUGGAGUAGUGAUCAUCUCUUUGUGUUAGGAAUUCUUUCAUUAAUUUUGCACCACUCCUGUGACAAAGCAUUUACAGAAACUUCAAAAACCAUUCUUUUCAAUUCUUCUCUGGGAUCGACAAUCAACAGAACCAUUGAUGCAGUAUGUUUGAAGGGGCCUGCUUUGGUUGACCAUGAUGAAGGUUCAAGCACUGGACCAUUAGUAUUUGUGCUGCUGUUAAAUUACUUCGCUUUAAAAAGUUUGCAUGCUGUUCUACCAGGGAUAGUGGAUUGGCAAACAUUCUUUGAUCCUCUAGAUAAGAUGCAGCCACUUUCCUUGAUUUGCAUUCACUGCCAUGCAUUAUGUAGACUGAUGUAUUUUGGGUCUCCACCGAUCAAGCUUGUUUCUUCAUACUGCUUGUUGGAAUUGUUUGCAAGAAUAUCAGAACAGAGAAUAAGAAAACGUGAGGAGUUGAAAUGUACCAUUGAGUACCUAAAGUCUGUGAUGGCGGUAUUAGAAGGCCUAGUUAUUUACAACGACCUUAGGGUAUCUGUGAACUGCGGCCUCUGCCUAUCAAUGAUUCUGGGGUGGGAAAUAAUGGACAUGGAAGAGGCCAGUGUCAUUGGAAAAAAUAGCUGGGGUAGAGUCAUCAUUGAGGAGCUAGUAAUGUCCAUGGCAGUUCCAUGUAUAGCAUCAAAAUCUUUCAUUAGUCAUUACAAGCCUGCAAUUUAUGUAGCUGUUGCUUUGCUAAAACUGCGGAAACAUCCUCAGUGGUUGAAAUCUGUAUUUGAUGACUCCUGCAUAUCUGGCAUAAUCGAAAACCUCACAGCCAGUAAUGUGAGCACAGAGAUUGUAUUAUUAUUCCAAGAACUGCUGAACUCUGAGUUUUUGAAGACAGAACAGCUUGCAACUCUUAAUCGGGUGCUCAAGGCAUGCAGAAAACAUAUGUAUAUUGAUAACAAUGAAGGUGAUUGUGCAAAAGAGCAUAUAAAAAAGGCGGUCACCGUCUCAGAUGAUCUAGAAGAAGUUUUUGCAUAUCUUAUUUACUUGAUGUCAUCUGCGUCAUUUCAAAAUGGGGAUUCUCAGGGUUCACAUUUUGGGAAUAAGAGUCUGUUAGAAGAAAUAGAGAUGUUUUUAAGAACUUCGACAGUGGAGGAUGACAGCUAGGAUAUCAUAUCAUUGGAAGAAAAAAUUUAGUAAUUUUUUUUUUCCAUGGUAAAGGAAGAGAAUUGAAUAAAUGCUGGCGUAGUGCCCUCGUGAGGCAAAAAUAGUAAUGCAAGGUGCUCAACUUUAGGUCAUGAAAAAUCAUAGUUUAGGCUUUGGAAUCUGAUUUCUCUUUCCCUUGAUAAGCUUUUAUGGGCUGCUUCUACUUGUAUACAUCAUAACCUCACAAUCUCUCUUCAUCUUUCACAUAAUACAUCUUUAAAAAAUUAGAAAG
This is a messenger RNA of Ziziphus jujuba (common jujube), 4337 nucleotides long. Its product is annotated as protein PUTATIVE RECOMBINATION INITIATION DEFECT 1. The transcript is spliced from 10 exons. Bases 770 to 4066 code for a protein of 1098 amino acids. The record is from RefSeq and is a predicted model, not a curated record. Lineage: Eukaryota; Viridiplantae; Streptophyta; Magnoliopsida; Rosales; Rhamnaceae. Gene Ontology annotation, biological process: meiotic DNA double-strand break formation.